This is a messenger RNA of Chaetomium fimeti, 2905 nucleotides long. RefSeq lists its product as uncharacterized. The record is from RefSeq and is a predicted model, not a curated record. Gene Ontology annotation, biological process: vesicle-mediated transport. The transcript has 3 exons. Lineage: Eukaryota; Fungi; Ascomycota; Sordariomycetes; Sordariales; Chaetomiaceae. Bases 290 to 2770 code for a protein of 826 amino acids. Gene Ontology annotation, cellular component: intracellular membrane-bounded organelle; Mon1-Ccz1 complex.
GUUAGUUAGGUAUUUGAUAAUCCUUAACAAUUUCCUAAAGCGGGGGACUUCUCACUCGAACAACUCAGCUCCCGACCACCCAAGCAAUCCAACGUCACUCAUUCACUCGCUCACUUAUCAGAAUUAAACAAUUCUCAUAACUGAAAACGGAAUACGGCGAGCAGGGAAUUCAGUUCUACAAGCAUAGAUGGAAGCCACAUCAAUUUCCGAGGUUUAAAGAACAAGCAAAACUCAUGAGAUCACCAAACUACCCGUGUCGCAUCCGUCUUGCUCGCCUUCAAUAUCAAGGAUGGCCAGCCCGCUAGCAGCUGGCAUUGUCCCCGCCCAGCUCGGCUUCCUGGCCAUCUACAACCCCAGCCUCGGUACGACCGACGAAACGGUCGAGGACCAGAUCGUGUACUAUGCCUCGGCCAGCACUCAGUCGAACGCGAAGCGACGCCGCCAUCGCACAGCCAAGGACGGCCGUCCGACCGAUGUCCUUUCCAAUGAAGAGCGCAACGAGCGUCUCAGGCAGAUAGGCCUCGCCCAGGGCAUGGUCGAGUUCGGCCGUAGCUUCUCCGGAGGCAAAGCCGUCGACUCUAUCGACACGGAGCGCACCCGUGUCGUGCUACAUGAGCUGGAGCCAGGCUGGUGGAUUCUCGCUUCCAUCGACCUCACCCGCCUCCCCCUACCCGCAACCAAGACAGCCCCGGCCUCUUCCACCCCACCGCCCCCAGGAGCCAAAACCACCACCAGCAGCCCCCCACCCCCCAAAUUCGAGUACUCCUCCCGCGAAGUCAAACCCCCAGCCCUCCUCCUGCAGGACCUCCUCCGCGCGCACGCGCUCUUCCUGCUGCACCACGGCCCCUCGCUCUCCUCCCUCCUCCCCCCCGCCACCACCACCACCACCACCACCACCACCCCCUCCGACUCCACCACCUCCGCCACCACCCCGGACUCCGCCCCGACCUCCCGCCCGCAGUUCACCGCCCUGCUCGCCCGCUACUGGGACCUGUUCCUCUCCACCUGGAACGUCCUGCUGCACGGCAACCCGGCCUGCGCCGUCUUCGCCGGCAUCAAGAUCGCCGCGUGCGGCGAGCUGGGCAUCGGUGUCGGCGAGGAGGACCGCGGGAGCGGCGAGCGCGACGUGCUGGAGGGGUUGGUGGGGAGGGGGGAUGGUUUGGUGGAUCUGGUCGUGGGCCGGUUCGGUGCGGAAAGGGCGCCGCCGGUUGUUGAUGGGGCGUCGGGGAAGGGGAAGGGGAAUGAGAGGGUUGCGACGGGGGCGCUGGGGGGUGAGGAGGGCUGGCUGGGGGUGGGGAAUGAGGUCGGCGCGGAGGAUGGGGUUGUUUUCCUGGGGGCCGGGGCGCUCUCGAGACCGGCGCUUCGGGCGGUGGCGGGUUGGAUGGAGGAUGUUUAUACGUGGGGCGAGAGUGCGUAUGGCGUGGCUGACAGCAGCGCGGCUGCGGGUGCCGUGCGGGCGAAGAGGCGGAGAGCAGUCGGUAGGAAGGCGGGUAUUGCCAAAGUGGCUCCCAAGGGGGAUGGGAAGAAGGUUCAAGCAAAAGGGAAACCCAAAACCCCGUCGUCAGAAGCAGGCGGCGCUCCUGGGGUCCAGGAUGGGGAUGCUCAACCCGGUCCUGCUACUGGAGACGCUCUAGUAGAGGCCGGGGAGGCUAGCGGCGGCAUGGACAAGAUGUUCACCUAUCUCAAGCUAGGCUACGACGACGAGUCGACACCAAACCCAGCCGACGCUGAAAGCGUUGCUACACAAAAGCCCGCGAAGGACCCUGAUGCCGGCUGCUUUCUGGUUGGACUCGGCGAGCAGAACACGGAACCAGAGCAACCGGACUCACCGGUACAAGCGGACCGUCCGAGUCCGCCAACAGUCACGGUUGAGCUUGACUCCGAAGGUCACCAGGGCGGGGAGUCGGGUGUCGUUGGCUCACCAACUUUCAAACCCAACAAUCAGAGCCCUAAAAAGCCAAACAUAGCUCAACUGCGGCCCGUCAUCUACGUCCAUAGGCCCUUCAUUUAUGUCCUCCUCUUCCAGCCCAACACGACCACUCCCGCAUGGGACGAGCUCUCCCAAUCCCUCCACACGCAGCUCACACGCCUCCACAAACCGCUGCUGACCUCCACCGCCUACCGUCCCGAGAAACCCGACCUCGGCGGGCCCCCAACAUCCCAAAGCGAGAUCUACGACCUAGUCUUCGACCCCCAGACACUCACGAUCCACUCCACCAUCCCCAACAUCCCCGACCCGGUCCUCAUCACCGACCCCUCCGGCAUUCUCGCCCCGCCGCCGCCACCGGCGGCCUGGACCCGCGUGGAGGCGCUCAACACACACAACCAAAUCCUCAGCAUGUUCGCCGGCUCCCGCGGGGACGCGGCCGCGCUGGAGCGCACGUGCAAGACCAGCCGCGGCUGGUGGGUCGUCUGGCACCGCAUCCUCGAGCAGCGCCCUCCCAGGGACGCUCAGGCAUCGUCGUCCCUGUCCCUGGACGGAGAGGGGUCUUCUGAUGACACUAGCGACGGAGGGGGCGCGGCGCUCGGUGGUGGUGUCCCUGGGGACGAGUAUGGGGCUGGCGGGCUGGCGGCGGCAGCAGUGGGGAAGGAGGUCUUCCUCGUCCGUCGGGCGAGCGACCAUGGCGGUGGUGGGGUUAGGGGUGUCAGCGCGUCGUAUGUGGGCGGUGGUGCUUCGGGCGGGUGGACGGAUGGGGCGAGUCGGUUGGCGCAGGGGAUUGGUGUUGAUACGAGGAGGUAUAUUGAGGGGUUGUUGAGUUUGAAUCGGUGAGCUGCGAUGAUACCAUCACCGUGGAUGUAGAGUCAGUUGUCUCUGGCUCUCAUCGAACGGGUGAUCGUCACACAUCAUGGACCCAUUGUAUAUAGGACAGUACCCUCGACGAAGCACACAACUGGCCCUGAAACA